Ziziphus jujuba (common jujube) is the source of this 3275-nucleotide messenger RNA. RefSeq names its product MDIS1-interacting receptor like kinase 2. The transcript has 2 exons. Lineage: Eukaryota; Viridiplantae; Streptophyta; Magnoliopsida; Rosales; Rhamnaceae. The record is from RefSeq and is a predicted model, not a curated record. Gene Ontology annotation, cellular component: plasma membrane. Gene Ontology annotation, molecular function: ATP binding; protein kinase activity; protein binding. Gene Ontology annotation, biological process: hormone-mediated signaling pathway; protein phosphorylation. Bases 275 to 3127 code for a protein of 950 amino acids.
AAAAUUUUCAGUAUUGCUCAUUUUGGUGUUGAGCCCAUCAUGGCGCAAAUCAAAAUAAGCGUGUCUCAGCAUUUUGUACGAGCACUGUUGGUUUAGCUCAUAAUUCACUGUGCAGUCAGUUGGAGAUCUCACUUUUCUUUUAAAUAUUUGCAUGUUUAACAUGAUGUUGAAGAAGAUAGACACGGAGAGAGAUCAAUACUGUGAAUGAAACAAAAUCAAGGCAUAUAUAAAUUCCCAUAUCAAGCUAGAAACAAAAAAAACCGAGUUUCCAACUAUGGCCAGCCAAGGAAAAUGUGUGUCAUUCUCAAUCCUUCUUUCACUAGUAGCUUUGCUAUCUUUCUGCAAAGCUGAUACUAGUAAAGAAGUUGAGGCUCUUCUAAAAUGGAAGGAUAGUCUCCCAGAGCAGUCAAUUUUUGAGUCGUGGUAUUUUCCAGUGCAUUACAACAAUUCUAGUACUCCUCCAAGUCCAUGCAAAUGGUUUGGCAUAACCUGUGACAUGGCAGGAAGUGUAACUGCAAUAAACCUGGCAUAUACAGGGUUAAGAGGUACGCUUCAAAACUUAGAUUUCUCCUCCUUUCCAAACCUUCUUCGCCUUGAUCUUAAAUUCAACAAUCUCACAGGAACCAUACCACCAAACAUUGGCAUGGUUUCCAAGCUUCAAUUCCUUGACCUUUCUACGAAUUCUCUCAAUGGCUCUCUCCCACUUUCUCUUGCUAAUCUCACUCAAGUUUAUGAGCUUGAUGUAUCCCGGAACCAUAUAACUGGGAUAUUUGACCCUUUUUUAUUCCCUGAUGGAUCUAGUCAGUCCAAAAAAGGUCUUGUAAGUAUGAAAAAUCUUUUAUUCCAAGAUAAUCAGCUUGGAGGCAGAAUUCCUGAAGAGAUAGGAAACUUGAAAUUCCUGGUUCUACUAGCUCUAGAUGGGAAUUAUUUCAAUGGUCCUAUUCCUCAGUCUUUGGCUAAUUUGAGUCACUUGAGCAUUCUCCGUCUUGCCAAUAAUGAACUAUCCGGACAAAUCCCGGCUAAGUUGGGAACUUUAACCAACUUAUCGGAUUUGCGCUUAUUGACUAACCGCCUUUCAGGUGUUGUACCUAUUGAACUUGGAAAUCUUUCAUCUUUAACUGUUCUGCAUCUAGCUGAGAAUAACUUCACCGGCCAAUUACCACCUCAAGUGUGUAGAGGUGGAAAACUUGUCAACUUCAGUGCAGCUCACAACAGUUUCACCGGUCCAAUUCCAAUAAGCCUUAAAAACUGUCCAAGCUUAUACAGGGUCAGGCUUGAAUAUAACCAGCUCACAGGCUACAUAGACCAAGACUUUGGUGUGUAUCCCAACCUUACUUAUAUUGAUUUGAGCUUCAACAAAUUGCGAGGUGAGCUUUCAUCAAACUGGGGACAAUGCCGGAAUUUAACACUGUUCCAAAUAGCUGGAAAUAUGAUAACUGGAAGAAUACCAGAUGAGAUUGUUCAGCUGAGCCAGCUAGUGAAGCUUGAUCUUUCUUCCAAUCAGUUGUCUGGUGAGAUACCGGAAGAUAUUGGAAAUUUAUCCAAGUUGUCCUUGCUAAACCUGAAAGAUAACAAGCUUUCGGGUAAUAUAGCAUUAGGGAUUGGAAAAUUAUCCAACCUGGAGUUCUUAGACCUUUCUAUGAACAUGCUAAGUGGGCCAAUUCCAGAUCAAAUAGGGGACUGCUUAAAGCUUCUUGAUUUGAGUUUGAGCAAGAAUCAGCUCAACGGUACAAUCCCGUUUCAAAUUGGUAACAUGGUGGCCUUACAAGAUUUACUAGAUUUGAGUUGCAAUUCACUCAGCGGGCAAAUACCACCCCAGCUUGGGAGGCUAAAAAGUUUAGAAAACUUGAAUCUCUCCCACAACAAUCUCACUGGUUCAAUCCUUGAUUCACUCAGCAACAUGGUGAGCAUGACGGAUAUCAAUCUGUCAUACAACUAUUUGGAGGGUCCUCUUCCUGCUGGAAACAUCUUUCAGUCAGCUCCGCCGGAGUCAUUCAGCAACAACAAAGAUUUAUGUGGAAAAAUCAAAGGUCUUCGCCCCUGCAAUGGCACAGCAAUGGAGGAGCAAAAAGGUGACAGAAAAAAGAAUCGCAAACUUUUAGUUGUAAUUGUUUCUUCUUUAGCAGGUGCAGUGUUAGUUUCACUUAUCGGAAUAUAUGCAUUCCUUUUGAAAAAGAAAUCAUUAAAUCAUUUGAUGAAAGUUGAGCAUUCCUCAAAGGGAAAAGAUCCAUUCUCAAUAUGGUAUUUCAAUGGCAAAAUAGAGUACGAAGACAUACUUGAAGCUACUAAGAACUUCGAUGACAUGUACUGCAUUGGGUUGGGAGGGUCUGGGAAGGUAUACAGAGUAGACAUUCCUGGCUAUGAUGUCUUAGCAGUAAAGAAACUGAAUUUUCAGGCAAGAGAUUACUCAGAGAUAGAGGAUAUAAAGCAUCUUGGGAGCGAGGUGGCGGCAUUGACAGAAAUCAAGCAUAGAAACAUUGUGAAACUUUUUGGAUUCUGUUCUCAAGGACAACAUACAUUUUUGGUUUAUGAGUUCAUUGAAAGAGGAAGUCUAGCAGAUAUGUUGGGAAGCGAGAAGGGUGCAGAGGAGUUGGAUUGGGUGAAGAGGAUCAGAGUAGUGAAAGGUGUAGCACAUGCUUUAUCUUAUAUGCAUCAUGAUCAUGUGCCACCUAUAAUUCAUAGAGACAUAUCAAGCAAAAAUGUAUUGUUGGACUCAGAACUUGAGGCCCAUGUUUCGGAUUUUGGCACAGCAAGGUUUUUGAACCUUGAUUCCUCAAAUUGGACUGAAGUUGAAGGUACAUUUGGAUAUUUGGCCCCAGAGUUUGCAUUUAGUAUGGUAGUGACAGAAAAGUGUGAUGUUUAUAGUUUUGGGGUUUUGGCACUUGAAGUUGUAAUGGGCAAACAUCCAGGAGAAGAAGUUUUGAGUUUUCAAUCAGGGGCUGUGGGAAGAAUCCAAUACAAAGAUAUUUUGGAUCAUCGUCUAUCACCUCCUGAAAGUCACAACAUUGGUGUUGAAUUAGCUUCCAUUGUGAAAGUUGCUGUAUCAUGUUUGAGUCCCAAUCCACAAUCUCGUCCUACCAUGCGAACGGUCUCUAAUUUGCUCCAUGUGUAUGCCGAUUGCCCGUGACUGCUGGAAAAAUCUUUUUAUUUCUGUUUUAAUGUUUUUAAGAUUUUGGAUGAAUGUAUUCAAGGAUCUUUUAUGCUCGUAUUUUGCAUAAAUAUGUGACUGCAAAUACAAGUUCUAGUUGCAAACUUGCAAUGCAAAAGCAAAUUUA